Messenger RNA from Clonostachys byssicola, 546 nucleotides. Lineage: Eukaryota; Fungi; Ascomycota; Sordariomycetes; Hypocreales; Bionectriaceae. The record is from the annotation of a GenBank genome assembly.
AUGUCAAGAAUCUAUCGCGCUGAUGAUGUAGGCCCGUUCGUAGCACUGAAGCAUACAAUUGUCUACGGGGAUUCGGGCCCACAAAAGGUCGACCUUGACAUACAUGAUACCGACGUGGUCUUCGACUACUUCCUCGGCAGUCAAACUCUCAAGAUUUUACAUCUCCAAAAUGUGCGGGCAGCUACUUUGACGAUGGCUCAGUCCGCAGUUGAAGACUUCCUCGACGAGUUAAGGGCGAUUGACAAGAGUAACGACAAGUCUCCUCGUAGAAGAGGGGACAUUUAUGUCGAGAACUUCGACACCGCUCAUGGUGAUCUUGCCAACUAUAUUAGGGCUCAGACCAAAGAACACGGUCCUCGCUUCAAAUGGUAUGGCGGUACCUUCCCACGUGAAAGCCUCCGCCGUAGCUUGAAUAAGCCAAACCUUGUCCUGGGUUUCGAUAAUGAGGGCCGCUUUGACAGGAUUUAUGGAUCACACACUGUAACUCCGAGGGGUGACCCAGACACUUCCGAUGGGGGGACCAAUAGCAGUGACUCAGAGGCUUAG